UCCAAACAGUCUUCUUUCUCUCAGUCUUCUCCAGCAAAAGUCAAAACAACAACUGGCCAGAAGUAAAGCUAGCAAGUGCCCAAUCCAUUCAUCUCUCCCUCCCGCCCUCGGUCCCGCCCCACCACCCACUGCCAACAAUCAAGGCCAAGCCAGCCAACGAGCAUGUCGCACCCAACCGUUUCUUUGGGUCUGAAUCCCAGUGGCGGGCCCACCGCCGUGGUCUCGGCUCCGCCUAUCGCCGUCAACGGCGCCUCAAUCGUCGGUCUAGACGCGGGCAGUGGGGCUUCGGGUUCCUCAGGGGCCACAACCACGCCAUCGCCGGCCGGUGGCGCGCCCUCGGCCCAAAUCUUGGACAAGCAUCGCCUGAACGAAUUGGUCAAGGAGGUGGACGUGCACGAGCAAUUGGACGAGGACGUGGAGGACCUGUUGCUGCACAUUGCCGAUGACUUUAUUGAGCAAACCGUGACGGCCUCGUGCGCCUUGGCCCGACACCGAAAGGCCCCAGCCAUCGAGGUCCGGGACGUUCAAAUGGUCUUGGAGCGAAAUUGGAAUAUGUACAUACCUGGGUUUGGAACGGAAGAUAUCCGACAACACAAGCGUUCGGCGCUCAACGAAUCACACAAAUCCCGAAUGGCGCUCAUUCGGAAAACUAUGAAAAAAUACUGAACCUUUCGAAAUAAUUCAUCCUCCACUACUGUUCUACCUUGGCCUGGAAUGCCUUUCGUAUUGGCCGAUUUUGUACCCGCAAUUGUGCCCCGGCCCGCAUAAUACAUGUUUCGUCGGCCCUUCAAUAACUGUGUAUUGGCGCUAUUAAACGGGUUGGACUUUUUGCUCGGA
Messenger RNA from Tigriopus californicus, 837 nucleotides. RefSeq names its product transcription initiation factor TFIID subunit 12-like. Bases 163 to 666 code for a protein of 167 amino acids. The record is from RefSeq and is a predicted model, not a curated record. Lineage: Eukaryota; Metazoa; Arthropoda; Copepoda; Harpacticoida; Harpacticidae. The transcript has 2 exons. Gene Ontology annotation, biological process: DNA-templated transcription initiation; RNA polymerase II preinitiation complex assembly. Gene Ontology annotation, cellular component: SLIK (SAGA-like) complex; transcription factor TFIID complex; SAGA complex. Gene Ontology annotation, molecular function: DNA binding; protein heterodimerization activity; TBP-class protein binding.